GUUUGGAAAUCAACAAGGAAGUCUUUUUAGGCGCCAAUUUUUGUUUCGUCGUUUGGAUGAUAAACAUUUUCUCUGUUCUAAUUCCGUGGGAACUCACCCUGCGAAGAUGUCUGAAAACACAUUCCCGGUCUAUAGUGUGGAUGCUAUUUUGAACUUUUACCGAACAGAAGUUCUAACCGGUCAGGAGGCAAAACAUUUAACAAAGAGCGAUCUGACUCCUACUCCCAAGCCAGAGACUGUCCAAACAUUGUACAUGAGAGUGCUGCACCUCCUAUAUCGUUUCAGGCCUGAGUGCCACUCCAUGGUCCCUAUGUUGGAAAAUAUUCAGCAUCCAACUUAUCAUGAGGGGGCGACUGCAAUCAUGAGUGUAUACAUGCGAAUGCGUCAGUUUCUGCCAAUGUGCCUGGUCUAUGAUUUCUCACUGAAUGACCUUCUAGCACCAAAAAAACAGAAGACUCUGACGGUUCUCAGCGCCAUCAUGAACUUUCUUCAUUUCAGACAGCAGAGAAGGGACAUGAUCCAGGAGAAGCAGUCCAAAUUUAGGGCAGAUAUGGACCGUCUGCAGGCUUACACAAAAAAAAAUUUAGAGGCAGAGAAGAAGAUUGAGAUACUGACGACCAUCCCUCCUGAGCAGCAGGCUGAGGCUGAUGAGUUGGCAGCUGCUCUCUCUGAGCUACAGGCUAACACCAUGCAUGAAUACCAAGAAGUGAAUGCAAAAAAUGACAGCAUUGCCGAGUGGAAAACCAUAAUUGCAGAGAAGACCCAAAAACUGGCCCAGUUGAAGGUUGAUGUUAGUAACCUGAAAGAAGACAUCAGCAAGCUGAAAUCUCAGAUUGUGGAGUCUCCAGAGGAGCUCAAGAGUCAAAUGGAGAAGAUGAGAGAGACCGUCAAGAGCAUUAAGAUCUCAAUGGAAGAAACAGAUGAGCGUGUGGUGGAGCUGCAGAGUAUGGUGCAGAGUGUGACUCACACUGAGACUGAGAUACAACAGAUGUACAAUCUGCUGCAGGACCUAGAGAGCAGCAUGAACAACCUGAAACAAAGACAGGAGGAGCACAAGGAGCUGACAGCUCAGAGUGAGAAGAGGAAGAAGGAGCUUAAGAAUUUAUUCAUUGAGGAAGGUCAGCUGAAACGAGCUCUGGCCAUGAAGUUGGACAAAGAGUCCAAACAAAACAUCCGCAGGACGAAGAAGAGGGAGAUAAAGGAGCAGCAUGUUCAAGACGUGUUGGGGGAAUGUAACCAAAUCCAUCAAAAACGAGAAGAGAUGGUUGAUAAAAUCCAGGAGAUUUCCAGAGAGACGCAGCAGCUGAAGGCAAAGAUCCAGAGUCUGAGGGAUGUUUGCAACAAAGAGACAGAGAAAGCGCAGGCUCUGUAUGACACCCUGUCAACCUCUGUGGGCGAGUUGCACCAAAGGAUUGAGAUGCAUGUGGUAGACCUGAAGCUUGACAUCACCAAGAUGUCUGCCAAUUUUUAAACGCAUCAUUAAUCUCUUUCAUUAAAGCUGUUAAGUUGUUUUUUAUUCUGUCUUAAUUAUUUUGGAAUGGUAGAAAUUGUGUCGCCAUUUUGUAAAAUUUAAUAAAAAUCUCUCACAUCA
Cheilinus undulatus (humphead wrasse) is the source of this 1591-nucleotide messenger RNA. RefSeq names its product UF2 component of NDC80 kinetochore complex (gene nuf2). Lineage: Eukaryota; Metazoa; Chordata; Actinopteri; Labriformes; Labridae. Gene Ontology annotation, cellular component: Ndc80 complex; kinetochore. The record is from RefSeq and is a predicted model, not a curated record. Bases 107 to 1471 code for a protein of 454 amino acids. Gene Ontology annotation, molecular function: protein-containing complex binding. The transcript is spliced from 13 exons. Gene Ontology annotation, biological process: kinetochore organization; mitotic spindle organization; attachment of mitotic spindle microtubules to kinetochore.